This is a messenger RNA of Ostrinia nubilalis (European corn borer), 2836 nucleotides long. RefSeq names its product ATP-sensitive inward rectifier potassium channel 1-like. Gene Ontology annotation, molecular function: inward rectifier potassium channel activity. Gene Ontology annotation, biological process: potassium ion import across plasma membrane; regulation of monoatomic ion transmembrane transport. The coding region runs from base 423 to 2009 and encodes 528 amino acids. The record is from RefSeq and is a predicted model, not a curated record. Lineage: Eukaryota; Metazoa; Arthropoda; Insecta; Lepidoptera; Crambidae. The transcript has 11 exons. Gene Ontology annotation, cellular component: plasma membrane.
AGCUACUAAAACAUGCAUGAAUCCUCUCACGCAGAAUCACCCACCGACCGCUGCAAGGUCGCAUUCAAUCUUGGGGCUUAGUGGCCGCUCUCCACUCACACAAUUAGCGCUGAUAAGAGAUAACAAGAUAGCUGAAGGCUCAGUCAUCACUGUCUAAUACGACACUCGAGUUACGCAGAAUUACGGAAUCGGUGAAAUUAAAUUGCAAUUUUCAAAAAAAUUGAGAAUCACGCGAAUUUUUUUGGAAGUAUUUUUGAACUUAUUUUUGUGUUUGAGAGUUUUUAAGAUCUUUGUGGUGUAUAAGGAAAGUGAUGUUUUGUGAUAUGUGAAUACAAAACAUCAUAAAGUGUGAGAUGAAUCUGUGACAGCGAAGUGUUUGCGAGAAAUAAUUAAAAUAUACGGUCAACAAUUAUUCACAAAAAAUGGAAAAUGAUCAGCUAAUAAAAGAUUUAGAAUUCGAGCAAAUAAACCUACUUUAUGAUGAAUGUGUUAAUUAUUUGAAGAAAAGCAAAGACACAGAUAUUUUUCAAGGAAAGAAAUAUCAUUUGACUGAUGACGACUUUGAAGACCCUGAUUACGAAAUAAUUAAAGAAAAAGAUGUAAAAAACAAUUCAAAAGAAGAAGCAAAUGACAAAACUAAUAAGUAUGAGAAUCAUAAUGGCUUUUACGAACUUAAAAUCGAUUAUAAAGUUGAAAACGAAAUAAUCUCGGGAGAAAGCGUAAACUCUUUGGAUGUCAAGUCGGAGAGAUUGAGAAAAUUGUCGCAGCAGCUUCCAAAAAUAAUCAUAACUCAAAGCAAUACGAGUCUGGAUUUAAAGGAAGGAAAGACGAGGGUGGAGGAUUUGGUACCUCCAGCGAAGCAAGAGCCAAAACAGCAGCAUAAUACUGUGCGAAAGCCCCCACCCCUCCGUAGAGGGGGCUACGGCGAGUUUCCAAAACGCUUGGUUUCCAAGAACGGCGUGGAGAAUGUGGCUUUGAUAUCUAACGUGCCUUUCGGGAAGAUCCGACUCUUGAACGACACAUUCCACACUUUGAUAAACCUGCAAUGGCGUUGGAUAGUGAUGGGCACGGUGCUGGUCCACUUCACCAUCUGGCUGGUGUUCGCCGUGUUCUGGUACAUCACGGCGCUGGCACACUACGACUUCGAGCCGAAUCCGCCGAACAAGACAUGCGUCACUGGGGGCAAAGACUUCGUGAACAUAUUCUUGGCCUCUGUUGAAGCUCAGACGACCAUAGGAUUUGGCGACCGGACGAUUGACGAAGAGUGCCCAGAAUCAAUAUUCCUGUUUAUCAUGCAGCUAAUCCUAGGGACUGGACUAUCUGGAGUCCUGACAUGCGUCGUGUACGCAAAACUGACACGCCCCGAGAAACUGUCCAGAGAUGGCGUUGGUUUUAGCAAGAAAGCUGUGAUCAGUCUUCGCGACGGCAAACUCUGUCUGAUGAUGAGGGCGUGGGACCUGAACUACGACCACAUCAUCAGCUCGGAGUUUACGGCGCAUUUCGUCAACACGCACAGGACAAAAGAAGGCGAGAUGCUCCGCUACUACGCCCGCGGGCUGACGCUCCAGCAGAACCAGUUCCUGCUAUGGCCUGUGACCCUCGUGCACGAGAUCAAUGAGGAUAGCCCCUUGUUCCACUUCACGCCGCAGCAUGUCGCCCACAACAGCUACGAGAUCACAGUGAGCCUAAAGGGAGCGUCGGCAUCUAUGGGCACGUUCACACAGAGUCAGACCUCCUACCUUCCGAAAGAAGUUAUUUGGGGACAUCGCUUCCCACCGGUGGUCAAGUACGACACGCGAAAACAAAAAUACGUAAUUGACCACCAGAAGCUGGAUGCUACUGAACCAGUUGACACUCCGAAUUACAGCGCGAGUCAAUUGUACAGCAUGCUGGACGACAAGCCUGACCUGCCGCCGCGGCCGGGCACGCCGAGCAGCUUCAGCGACAAGAUCUCCGCCUUCCAGCUGGAGAGGACCUCGUCCUUCAAGCGGAGACCGGUCAAACCAUGAGCCAGGCUCCGGCAGAGCUACGUCACACCGCACAUUUUCUCCAUUUAAACUUCAAAAGCUAUAGCUUCCUCAUUGUGGACAAAAAUCUUGUGAAGAUUAUUUCAACCAAAUGUCAUUUACUGCUCAUUAGAUAGUCGUCGGGCCACCGAGUCGGAGGCAUGCUACGUAUUGCGGUCCGUGGUCGCCACUCGUGAAUUUUUCUGCUAUUGGGACAUAUCAUCAGGCAUUAGUUCUGCAAGCCAUGUGUCGAUCAUCAUAAGACUGGCUGUGCAGCUCUGGCAAAGUUACGUCACAACACGCACUUUCUCUAUUUGAAGCUUUGGAAUACGAAACCCCAAUUCAUCAUUUUAGCUUCUUAGGGCAGUCCACUACUGUAAGAUGCCUCCCAUAAAGAAACAAAGCGAUCAUGAACUUCUCAACCUUUUCCAUCUAGCAGUUCCAGUGAAUUUGGGUACGGUAUUUCGGAUGUUAUCGUUAAUUGUAUCGCAAAAAAAAACUUGAUUAAUUUGUGAUAAGAUUGAAUUUCAUACAUAAUAAAAUUGUACGUGUAAUCUGGUUUGUAAAUAAAUAGUAUUUUGCAAUAUUAUUAGUCAUUAAGUUGUUUAUUAUGCUAGGUUUAUCAUUGUGUAAAUUUUUCCAUCCAUUUCUUUUUUCAAUAUAGAACUUAUAACUAACUAACUACAUAAAGUGCCACAGUCUUGUAAAUAACUUAUAUUUUCCCUUUAUUUUAACAAAUUGUGUAGCUCUGCCUCUUUCUUGCUUUAUGCCUGAAUUAGUGAUGAUAAUUCAGUAUUUUACAUUUAAUUUUAUUGUUUAAUCUCAAUGUA